CGUGUGACGAAAAAAGAUAUUGACGUGUCGCGGUUUAAAAAUACUGAAGAAAUUUGUUCCGUCGCAAGGUUUUCUCUCCCUAAAUUAGCUUAUAAAACUAGUGCAAACAAUGGUUUUGCGAAAUCAUCUUGCUGCUUUUGUGCUGGUAAUGGCCCUGCAGCUAACAAACGCACUGUACUUUCAUAUAGGUGAAACUGAGAGAAAAUGUUUCAUCGAGGAGAUUCCGGACGAAACCACCGUCAUAGUAAACUACAAGGUAGAACUGUACGAUCCUCGUAGCGGCGGAUUUAUGCCAUCGUCGCCGGGGAUCGGCAUGCACGUCGAGGUGAAAGAUCCCGACGACAAGACCAUCCUGUCCCGAGUGUACAGCUCGGAGGGUCGCAUUUCGUUCACUUCGCACACCCCCGGCGAGCACGUAAUCUGCAUGUACUCCAACAGCACGGCUUGGUUCAGCGGAUCGCAGCUGCGUGUCCACCUGGACAUCCAGGUCGGCGAGCAUGCCAUCGACUAUGCCAACGUUGCUCAGAAAGAGAAACUCACCGAGUUGCAGCUUCGUAUCCGGCAGCUGUUGGACCAGGUGGACCAAAUUACCAAGGAGCAAAACUACCAGAGAUACCGCGAAGAGCGCUUCCGCCAAACUAGCGACAGCACAAACCAGCGUGUCCUUUGGUGGUCCUUGGCCCAGACCCUGGUGCUCGUGACUAUGGGACUGUGGCAGAUGAAGCAUCUGAAGAGCUUCUUCGAGGCGAAAAAGUUAGUUUAAUUCUGAAGAUUGUGCCCUUCGUUUUCUCGCGAGUUUCGCGACAACACUGUGCUCUCAACGCGCACAGAACAGAUUUACUGUAAUCUUUUCUCAGAAUAAAUUAAUUUCGAAACUGGAA
Messenger RNA from Culex quinquefasciatus (southern house mosquito), 881 nucleotides. It is a transcript of the gene eca, whose product is annotated as transmembrane emp24 domain-containing protein eca. Lineage: Eukaryota; Metazoa; Arthropoda; Insecta; Diptera; Culicidae. Gene Ontology annotation, cellular component: COPII-coated ER to Golgi transport vesicle; Golgi apparatus; endoplasmic reticulum. Bases 110 to 763 code for a protein of 217 amino acids. The record is from RefSeq and is a predicted model, not a curated record. The transcript is spliced from 3 exons. Gene Ontology annotation, biological process: intracellular protein transport; endoplasmic reticulum to Golgi vesicle-mediated transport; Golgi organization.